AUGCUUUCGCGGCGCCUUCGUCAAUUUUUGUUUAUACUAGUACAUUGGAUAGUAAAUAUACUUGUUGCCGUUUAUAAUGUUUACUACCGAUUUCGGGAUAAAAAGUAUAUCGCACAAGGUGACGAGGUGACUAAAAGUGAUAUUAAACUUGUAUUGGAACAUGUGCCAAAAGUUACCAAGAAAUUGAAACAUUUGGUGAUCCAAACGGACCGGGAUCAGCACACAUACAGUGACUUGGCUCGCAUGGUUAUUUGGAGCCUAUUAGCCGGGAUAACAUACGUGAGCUUUUACGAUAUAUCAGGCCACUUGAAGAAAAAUGAGGAACAACUUUUUCUAGAAGUUGAAAAAAAGAAGAAAGGUAUACCAGGAUGUAUAAAAUGGCAAAGGAAACCAGAUUUGAAUGGCUACACAAAUGGAUUGCGGGCUCACACAAUAGUCAUAAAUAUAUUUACACAUGAAGAUGGACUGCCAAAAGUAGCACAUUGCAUACAGCAAAUAGCAGAAGAGAAAGUUAAAUAUACUAGGGAAAGUAGUGAAUUUACAGCACAAGAGUUAGAUUAUGUUUUAAAACUAAUGUACCCUUCAAUUCCUGACCCAGAUUUAGUACUUUAUACUGGUCCAUGGUGCUGCACUCAUGGGUUCUUGCCUUGGCAAAUUAGACUUACCGAGUUUGUUCAGCUGUCGUUAGAUAAUAGUGUAAAUAUUGAUAAUUAUUUAGGUGCUUUGUAUAGGUACAAUAAAUGUGAUCAAAGAUUUGGUAAAUGA
Molecule: messenger RNA, 765 nt
Organism: Arctia plantaginis
Lineage: Eukaryota; Metazoa; Arthropoda; Insecta; Lepidoptera; Erebidae
Source: the annotation of a GenBank genome assembly